AACUUAUAUUACAUUGUUUUUUAGGCAAUACAAUUGUCAACAAUAACAAUGCACCUCACAUAAAAACCUCAUAGAAAAAUAAAUACUACAAUUAUGGAUUUUAAUUUAAAUGGUUCAUCAGAAGAAAACAUUGACGAAUCAAAUGAAAUUUCUUGGAGAGAAAAAUAUGAAUUAUGUCAACAGCAGUUAAAGCAGUUUAAAGAAAAAGUUUCACAUGUUCGUUUCUUGUACAGUGAAAAGAUUUCUUCUUAUGAACAGAGAGUUGUUUCUGCAGAAAAAAAAUAUGAUGAUGCUUUAAAAAAGAUUGAAAAAUUGAAAUUAGUUUGCUUGGAUAAAGAUGAAGCUAUUAGCGCACUGAGGGAAAAGAUAAUCAGAAUGCGACAUGAGAAUGAUUCAUUAAUACUUCUUGAUGAGGAAAAGAUGCAAAAGAUAAAAGAAUGGGUUCGGGAAAACUUUAAAGAGUUAAUUCGAGAGAAAGAUCAAUUAAAGAAAGAGCGAGAUGAGUUACGUAUCAUGUGUGAUAAAGCUUGCGCAAAUGAAUGUGUUAGUCCAGCAAGAUUAAAUUCAUCUCACCUAUAUGAAGAAAUAUUCGGAGAACUUUUAAAAGAUUUAAAAUCAGAAAAAUAUUUGUAUGAACCAUUAGAAAUCUCCACAUCACAAUCUAAUUGCGAACCUCCACCUGUACCUACUAGAUGUGCAUCAAUAAGAGCCUCCACCAAACCUAUAAAAGAACCAAAGCCAUUUUUGUUACCUACUUUGAAGCAUGAGAAGAGUUUUGCAACUUCAAGUGAAAGUCUUGAUGAGAAAUUAUUACAGCUAACUGAAGACAAGCAGAUAGCGACAGAUCAAAUAGGCACUACUUCUCCUCAUUACUUUGUGCUUGAUGAAUCAGAAAAUGACUACAAUUUUUUUCAGGACUGUCAUGCACCUGUUUACACAACAUUAAAUAAGGAUGGAUCUUUAGAAAAAAAGCCAUUUUUAUUGUGCGAAAGAUUACUUACUAGUGAUACAUCAGACACAGAAUCUGAUGGUGACUCAUUAGAAACUCGUAAUGAAACAAAUAUAACCAAGCUCCCAACAUGUGCAAGCUUUACAACACAAAAUAUGAAACAGGAAAAACUUGAGAAAGUUGGCUGGUUAUAUAAACAGGGUGGUAUAAUAAAAAAUUGGAAAAAAAGAUGGUUUGUGCUCAAUGAAGGAAAAUUAAAUUACUUUAAACGACAGGAAGCUAUGAAUCGCAAACCAAAUGGACAAAUAGAUUUAGAAAUGGUUUCAAAAAUCUCAAAGUCAGGUGAUCUACUUUCAAUUGAGCUUACAACACCACUUAGAACAUAUCAUAUUGCAGCAGAUACAUUGAGUGAAGCUGACAGCUGGCUUGAUGUACUGUCUAAAAGUUUGCGUCGUUUUAAUGGUACAGUUCCAAUACCUGCUGAAUGUCCUUUGUAUUCCGGUUGGGUUGUUCAGACAAGAUGUGGGUUGUCAAAAAAAUGCUGGGCAGUAAUAAAAGAUAAAGCUUUGAUAUUUUAUAACUCAGAUAAACUUCAGAUAGUUGUUUACCAAAUAAAAAUUUGUGAAAUAGUAUGCGUGAAACCUGUUGUAGAGGAGAAGUUUUGUGAUGUUGAAGAAGAUUUUAGAUUUGUUAUUCAAUGUCUGAAAGAUUCUCAUCCCACUUAUAUUGAAGUUAGCAAUAAAGUAGAAAUGGACAAUUGGAUUCAUCACCUUUCUGGAACUCAUAUAAAAAAUGAAACUCCAUUUGAAGAGCUGGUUACAAAGCUAAUGAAUGUUGAUGGGGAUACUAAUAGUCCACAUUGGCGAAACAAUCUAAUGGUGCACUCAAAAAAUGUACUAGAAAGUAGUCUUACAGCUUUAUCAACUCCAGAUCUUGAAAAAGAAGCAAUUAACUUGUCAAAGAGUAUUCAUCUUUAUACAAAAACUCCCAUCAACGAGGUUGCUAUUGAUUACCAUAUUGCUCUUUCUCAAGAAAUUAUUCAGCUAUGCUUAACAUAUCCUGAACUUCAAACAGAGUUUUAUUGUCAGCUGAUUAAACAAACUACAAAAUAUCGCUCAGAAUCUCCUGCUGCUUAUAGUGGUAACUACUUAAAGUCAAAUGAUUGGUUAACAAGUGAUUCUUCAAUGAAUACUAUAGAUUUGAAACCGAUUUCUUCAUUUGUUUAUUUGCAAUGUUGGCAACUGAUUGCUAUUGGUAGCAGCAUUUUUUUACCAAAACUCAAGGUGUUAUGGCUUCUUAAGGCUCACAUAGCUAGGAAUGCAAAUGAAAGUUCAGGAAAUGGACGGUAUGCCAUAUAUUGCCAACGAAGUUUAGAACGGACGCUCCAAAAUGGUGAUCGUGAAUGCAAACCUUCUCGUGUUGAGGUGUCAUCUCUCAUUGCUAGUAAUCCUUUUUACCGCCUAUAUCCUAUAAGCGUACCAAUAUACUUUUUGAACAACACAUAUCAGGUGUUUACUUUAGAUGGUUCAACUACUGUUAAUGAGUUAUGUAAAAGAAUUAAUGACGAAAUCGGUAUGCGACCUAAUAAUGAAAGUGGAUAUGCAUUGUACACUGACAAUCCAGUAACUAAAGUGCAACACUAUCUGCAGGGUAAUGUUAAGGUUUGUGAUGCAAUAUCAAAAUGGGAGAAUGUAGCUCAACAAUUUAAUGUUGACAAACUAAAGAGAUCAGGUGGAAUUAAAUUUAUAUACAGAAACAGAUUGUUUUUUCUGAGUAAGAUUAACCUUCUUACUGAAAAAGAAAAGCUUCUUCAUGUUUUUGAGGUAGCACAAUAUAUCAGGUGUGGUUAUUUGGUACCAACAGCAAACAACUUAGCUAAACUCACAGCUCUAUAUUCUCAGAUUGAAUGUGGAGAUUAUGUUGAACAUUUUAAAAUGAUAGAAGAACUGAUGAUCAACUACCCUGAUUUUAAUAAGAUUCUUAAUGCAUCAAUGAAAAAAAAAAUAAUACAAAAUGUGGCAGAUAUUUGGUCCACUUUGAAAGGAAAAACAUCUCUUGAAUGCUGCGAAAUGUAUAUGAAUGUUGUUAAAUCAAUACCUUUAUAUGGAAGCAAGCUUUUCAUGGCAAAGGAGAAGCUACUUCAAUCUACUUCUAAUAACAAUUCAGUAGAUGUUUGGAUUGCACUAUAUGAAAUGCAAAUUCAAAUACUUUCCAAGAAUAAGGAGAUUAUAAACAGUUACGAUUGGUCACAAGUGGUUACUUUUGGUGGUUAUAAACAAGAUUUUAUGCUUGUUGUACAACAGCAAGAAAAACCUGAAACAGUAAAGCGUUUAUUUGCCAUGCCUCCACAUCAGGUUUUGGAUUUGACUUAUUUGGUUGCUGACUACAUAAACGCUUUAGUGACCAAAAAUGAUAUUAAUAAGGAAACGAACUAUGGAAAAAGCACUACAAACUCAGUAAACAGCGAUUACUGUCAAGUAUGGGAUAUAUGAAGUUAAUUAUGCACAUUUUAAUUAUGCACAUAGUCGGUUUUUUUAAUGCAGCAAUAAUUUUUAAUGACGAUUUUUUAAUUUUUCUUUUUUUUUUUCUAUUUAUUUUUUAUUUUAUUUUUUUUAUUUGUGGAAACUUUAACUGAUUAUUUUUAAAUGUUUUAUAAAUUUUUAAAUAUUUUAUAUUUUUAGAAAGAGAAAAAAAAAUUGUAUAGAUUAUAUGUUCAGUGACUGGAAUGCAUAUAUAUAAAUAUGCAUAAGAAAUCGAUUAAUAAUUAAUGAAUUUAAUUAAAUAAAUGAAGUUUACCGCUGA
This is a messenger RNA of Hydra vulgaris (swiftwater hydra), 3751 nucleotides long. Its product is annotated as pleckstrin homology domain-containing family H member 2. Gene Ontology annotation, cellular component: cytoskeleton. Lineage: Eukaryota; Metazoa; Cnidaria; Hydrozoa; Anthoathecata; Hydridae. The record is from RefSeq and is a predicted model, not a curated record.